This is a messenger RNA of Salvia miltiorrhiza (redroot sage), 1085 nucleotides long. RefSeq lists its product as uncharacterized. The record is from RefSeq and is a predicted model, not a curated record. Bases 4 to 861 code for a protein of 285 amino acids. The transcript has 4 exons. NCBI's taxonomy places the organism in Eukaryota, Viridiplantae, Streptophyta, Magnoliopsida, Lamiales, Lamiaceae.
CACAUGUAUAUUUUGAGCAAUUGUGCAGAGGUUGCAGAGACAUAUAGCAAGAUCUUCAAGGAGGAAAAACGAUAUGCAAAUCCUUACAUGACUGAUGCAGAGUUUGAAGUCGCGUUUCACAACGAGUUUAUUCUGUGGUUUAACCAUUACGUUUGUCGUCCUUGUAACGACGAGUUGAACCCUUAUAUUAGGUCGCUUGCAGCUGGACCAUUAAGGGAGAUUGAAACAUACUCCGGCUAUUUCGUGAAUGGCUACAGGUUUCACACAACUGAUCAUGAUAGAGAGAGUGCGACUGUGAACAGUGGCGUUUGCAUAAAAGGUUCGGUCUAUGGUAGUGAUAGAGAUGUGCUAGACUUUUAUGGGCGUCUGCAAGAGGUUUGCGUGCUGGAGUAUCCGGGGUAUCCAAUUAAGCAGACAGUCUUGUUCAACUGUGAAUGGUUUGACUUGUCGGCUCAGGGAACUUCUAUUGAUACAGACUUCAAGUUAGUUUCACUGAACCACACACGAAGAUAUAGGAAGUAUGAUCCCUUUGUUUUGGCGAGUCAAGUAGUUCAAGUGUUUUACUGUCCCUAUCCCAGUACGAACCAAUCAAAGAAAAAUUGGUGGUCAGCAUGCAAAGUCAACGCAAGAUCUAAGGUUGAAGUGUCUACUGCAGCAUCUACAUCAACAUUAGAUCAACCAUUUCAAGAAGAAGUGGUUACUAUUAUGCCUACUCACACAAGUGUAGGCAUUGAACAACCACUUCUCCUUCAUCCCCUCGGUGGAGUCGUUGAGAUUGAAGAUGACGAUGAAGCAGAAGACGAUGAUUCCCCGUUGACAUCUAACGAUAGUGAUGAUGAUAGUAGUGAUGCUUAUGAAUAAAUGCAUCAUGUCUACCUCUCGAGGUUUGUUGGGAUUUGGGAGGCAAUCUGGCGUUAAUGCGCCAGAAGCUACAGCAGAUACAUCUGAUGGGUCUGGGACGCAUAUUUCUGGGACUCCCGAGACUCCCAAUGCUUCUAGUAGUUCACGGGCUAGAAGGCCUAGGGGCCCUACAGCUGCCGCUAUCAGAGAGAGAGAGGUUAAGGCACCUGAUGGGAGGACGGUAU